This is a messenger RNA of Closterium sp. Yama58-4, 4230 nucleotides long. Lineage: Eukaryota; Viridiplantae; Streptophyta; Zygnematophyceae; Desmidiales; Closteriaceae. The record is from the annotation of a GenBank genome assembly.
CUCGAGGGGUUUUUCUCCACUGUGGGUCCCAUCCGAAAGUGCUUUCUUGUGGCACAGAAAGGCGCGGAGACGCAUCGAGGGAUGGGAUUCGUGCAAUACGCGCUAGCAGAGGACGCAGAGAGGGCAGUGAGGGAGCUUGGGGGAAAGCGGCUGGAGGGGCGACCUCUGGCAGUGGAACUGGCGAAGAGGAGAGCACCUCUGGGGGAACGGCUGGCUAAACGAGGGCCACGGCCGCAAGCACACCAGGUGGAGGACCAGGACGAUCUGACCGGCCUGCAUGGGCUGGGGAGGAGCAGCGCGCCAGAUGGAGGGAGGACUGUUGCUACAGAUGCCAUGGGCAGGAGAAUACCCACUCGCAUCACCUUCCCUGCUGCUGACUCCGAUGCUGCUGCCCUUGCUGCUGCUGCUGCUGCUGCUCCUGUUGCUGCUGCUGCUGCUGCUGCUGCCACACCUGCUGUCCCUGCUUCCCCUGCUGCUGCUGUGAGUGCACCUGCUGCCCUCCUCACACCUCUCCUCUCUCCUCCCUUUUCCAGGCGAGCCCGCACGGUGGUGUUCGGAGGGCUCUCAUCCCCAGCGGCAGUGGCGCAAGUCCUCUCUGCCGCUGCCGCCAUCUACCACCGAGGAGGAGGUCGCAUACCCUCUUCCUCCCUCUCCGUCCUGUCCCGCUCGCCCUUUUCCCAGGCCAGCCCGCGCGGUGGUGUUCGGAGGGCUUUCAUCUUCAGCAGCGGUAGCUCAUAUCCUCUCUCUGUACUGCUGCUCUCAUGGCAACCCCCUCCCCUCUCCCCGCUUCACCACUCCCGCACAGUGGUGUUUGGAGGGCUCUCAUCCCCAGCAGCUGUUGCACAUGUCCUCUCUGCUGCUGCUGCCAUCGCUACCCCUGAGGAGGUCACCAACCCGCUGCCAGAAGAUGCACUGAAGGAGAGAGGCCUAGCCCUUGACGGCUGCACCCUCCCCGCCCUCUCUGUCGUCUUCCCCUCGGUGCGGGCCGCCCGCCAGGCUGUGGCAUCGCUGCACGGCUCUACGGUUCCAGGCGGUGCGGAGGAGGGCGGCGCAGAGGCUGGUGGCUCGGAGCAGAGUGGUACUGUGUGGGCGAGGCAACUAGGCGGCGAGGGUUCUAAGACUCUCAGCAAUCGGGUCAUAGUUCGCAACCUGCCCUUCAAGGUGGCAGAAGCUGAUUUGAGAAAGGCCUUUGCUGUUGCGGGCUUCCCAUGGGCUGUCAAGAUACCGCAUGGGGAGGACGGCAGGCCUCGAGGAUUCGCCUUUGUCACCUUCACCACAAAGAGCGAUGCAGCAAAGGCUAUUGAAAAGGUCAACGGCACGACCAUCAACGGCCGAGCCGUCUCGGUGGGAUGGGCGGUGGCAAAGAGAGAUCACGUGGAGAGUGUGGAGAAGGAGAAGGCGAAGGAGAAUAGAGAUGGGUUGUCAAUGCUGUUUGAUGAUGAAGAUGAGGAGAUGAAUGAGGGAGGGGGGGAUGAGGAAGAGGAAGAGGAAGAUGAUGAGGAAGAGGAAGAUGAUGAGGAAGGGGAGGAGGAAGAGGAAAUGGAAGAAGUGGAAGAGGAGGAUGAGGAGAGGGAAGCAAGGGUGAAUGGUCUUUUAGAUAUGGAAGCAGAGGAGGAGGAUGAGGAGGAGGAAGAUGAAGAGGAGGAAGGGGAGGAAGAGGAGGAAGAAGGAAGUGAGGAGGAAGAGGAUGAGGACGAGAGUGAGGAGGGAGAGGAAGAGGAGGAUGAGGAGGGGGAAGAGGAAGAAGAGGAGGAGGAGGAUGAAACAUCAGAUGAAGAUGAUGAGGAGGAUGAAGAGGUAGAUUGGGAGAUGGAAAUGGGUGGUGGUGGUGGUGGCAGCAGUGGUGCCGUGCAAGGGAGUGAGAAGGAUAUGAUGCUACGGGUGCUGUCCCGUGUGGUUGAGCUGGGGAAAGGAGGACAGGAGCAGGGGGGGGAGGGGAUGAGGGGCACCGUGGAGGAUGUAGGGGCGAAAGGGAAGAAGACAGGCUCUGGUGAUGGCAAGGAGCAAGGGACGGGUGUGGAGGAAGGGGAGGUGAAGGAAGGGAAAGACGGGAAGGGAGGGAAGGAUGGGAAGGGCGAGGAGGCAGAGGCACCACCAGCGACGGUGUUUGUGAGGAACCUGCCGGUGGAUGCCUCAGCUGACCGCAUCCGAGCAGCUUUUGAACGGUUUGGGAAGGUGGCUGACUGCAGAGUCGUGCUGCACCCGGUUACCAGUUGGGCACUUGGGUUUGGGAAGGUGGCUGACUGCAGAGUCGUGCUGCACCCGGCGUCUGAUCCGUUCGGCAAGGUGGUUGACUAUUGUGUGGUGCUGUUUGCUGCACCCAGUUACCAGGAGGGGGUGAUCAAGGAGGGAACACGAGCAGCGGAGGGAAUGCCGGCAGCAGACAUGGAGAAGAGGAAGAGGCUGCAGCGUGAGAAGCUGAUGAAAUUAAGGAGUCCCAACUUUGCCGUGUCAUUAACGCGCCUGGCAGUGCACAACGUGCCUCGGGAGAUGGAUGAGAAGCAGCUGAAGCAGGUGUUUGUGGAUGCUGUGAGGGCGAGAGCCAAGAAGCAGAAGCCACAUGUGAAGCAGCUGAAGCAGCUGUUUGUGGAUGCUGCUAGGGCGCAGGCCAAGAAGCAGAAGCCACAUGUGAAGCAGUGGGGUGAAGCAUACGUGAGCCCAUUUGACAACCACCAUCCACCCCUCGUUUCCAUUGUCAACCCUCUUCCAUCGUCCUCCCUUUCACCAAGGAAGCAUCAUUUGACCACCUUCUCGUCUUCUGAUUGCACUCCUUCCAACCGUCGUCCACCCCUCUCUUCCAUCGUCCUCUCAUUUCUGCAGGUGAAGGUGCUGAGGGAAACAGACCGGGUGAAGGUGCUGAGGGAAACGGACCGGGUGGGGCCGGAUGGAAAGCCGCGGUCCAAGGGAGCGGCGUUCAUUGAGUUUAGUGAGCAUCAGCACGCUGUGACGGCACUGAGAGCACUCAACAACCAUCCCAGUGAGUGCAGUGCGAUGCACUAUGGUGAAAUACUGUACUGUGCGGUGGACCCUGCAAGUGUCAAAGUGGCGUUUGAUGAGUUUAGCGAGCUUGAGCACGCGGUGGCGGCGCUGAGAGCACUCAACAAUUAUCCCAGUCAGUGCAAUGCGGUGCAGAGAAGUGCAGUAGAACAGCAGGCAAAGGGAGCGGUGUUCAUUGGGUUCAGUGAGCAUCAGCAUAGGGUGGCGACGCUGAGAGCACUGAACAACCAUCCCACCAUCUUCUCUCAUGACAAGCUCGCCCAUAGCAGAGUUUGCGAUCGAGAAUGUGGCCAUAGUGAGGCAGAGGCAGCACACUUCCAUACCUCUCCUUACUUCUGUGCCGCCCUCCCUCGUCCAUGCCCCUCCCUUGCAUCCCUUGCAGCGAUUUUCUCUCGUGACGCUCGUCCCAUAGUGGAGUUUGCAAUCGAAAACGUUUCGAUAGUGAAGCAGAGGCAGCACACGGUGAGACAGCAGAGCGACAGGCGACAGGCAGUGCGGCAACAGCAGAAGCAGGAGAAGAGGCAGCAGCAGCAGCAGCAGCAGCAGCAAGAAGCUGGGCCCACUGGUUCGGGCAAAGCAAGGGGUGCAAAGAGAAAGCCUGAGGAGGGCGAGGCGCCUGCUGUUGGUGAUGCUAGGGGCUUCCCAGCGAAGAAGAAGCAGAAGCAGGUGAAGGGAGGGAAGGGGCAGGGUCAGCAGGGGAAGGGGCAGGGGAAGGACGUGAAGGGGCCUGAGGGACCACAGGGGCAAGCAGGUGGGAAGGCGGGCGCUGCAGCAGAGCAGCAGAGGAUUGGUGCAAAGACAGCAGGUGCAGCAGAGCAGGGAGGGGCGAGAGGCAGUGGGAAGGGCGAGUUAAAGAGGAAGCAGAAGAGUGCAGCAGGGAGCGCUGGUGUGUCUCCUGCUGCUGGAUUGGAAGCUGCUGCUACCUCUCAUGCUGCAUUGAGCCCUGGUGCUAAAAAGGCAAAGACGGACCCAAGGAGGGGAGCAGCAGCACUGGCAAUGAAAUCUGUUGCUGCCUCUCCCGGUUCUAAAAAGGCAAAGACAGACGCAAGGAGAGGAGAAGCAGCAGCCGCAGUGAUGGAGGCUAGGCGGGCGCAGGCUGCACUGGCUGGGCUGGGGGGAGGUGGUGGGGGGGAGAGGGGCAAGGUGAGGAGCAAGAAGGGGUCGGAACACCAGGAGUUGGUGGAUGAACUUGAUAGGCUCGUGGCGGCUUACAGAGCGAAGAACUAUGGGUGA